AUGAGAAGCUCACUAGAUGCCACGGCCGAUGAGGCCCUGGCUAGAAUGGGCUACAAGAGCGAACUGCCCCGAAACCUAAGCAUGAUGAGCAUCCUCGGUCUGUCCUUUGCCAUCAUGGCCGCGCCCUUUGGUCUCAGUACAACCCUGUACAUCACCCUCGCCGAUGGUCUCUCAGUAACGAUCAUCUGGGGCUGGGUCUUUGUCACUCUCAUCUCCAUCGCCAUCGCCGCUUCCCUCGCGGAGAUCUGUGCAGUCUAUCCGACGGCUGGUGGUGUCUACUACUGGAGCGCCAUGUUGUCCACUCGACGCUGGGCCCCAUUGAUGUCCUUUAUUGAUGGUUGGUUGACUCUGGUCGGGAAUUGGACCGUCACCCUCAGUAUCAUCUUCUCGGGCGGCCAAUUGAUUCUCAGUGCCAUCUCCAUUUUCGAUGAGUCGUUUGUCGCCAAUGCCUGGCAGACCGUGUUGAUGUUCUGGGCCGUCAUGCUGUUCUGUGCCUUGGUCAACAUCUUCCUCUCGCGCUGGUUGGAUCUCAUCAACAAGGUUUGUAUCUUCUGGACGGCGGCCAGUGUCAUCAUCAUUAUGGUCACCCUGCUGGUCAUGGCCGAUGACCGUCGCGAUGGUGAGUUUGUCUUUGCUCACUUUGACGCAUCCACGAGUGGCUGGCCCUCCGGAUGGGCGUUCUGUGUCGGUUUGCUGCAGGCAGCAUACACCUUGACGGGAUACGGCAUGGUCGCGGCGAUGUGUGAGGAGGUUCAGAACCCACACCGCGAGGUACCCAAGGCCAUCGUGCUGUCGGUUGUGGCCGCUGGCAUCACCGGUCUCCUCUACUUGAUCCCGAUCCUGUUCGUCCUGCCCAAUGUGGAGGCGCUGCGGAAUGUGGCGAGCGGCCAACCCAUUGGCUUGAUUUUUAAGACGGUCACCGGGUCGGCGGGCGGGGGCUUUGGGCUGCUCUUCCUCGUGCUGGGCAUCAUGCUGUUUGCCGGCAUCGGCUCCCUGACAGCUGCCAGUCGCUGUACCUAUGCGUUCGCCCGCGACGGGGCCAUCCCCGGCUUCACGCUCUGGCGUAAGGUGAACCCCAAACUGGAUGUGCCUGUUUGGGCCAUCGUUCUCUCUGCGACCGUGGAUGGUCUCCUCGGGUUGAUCUAUUUCGGUUCCACCGCGGCUUUCAACUCCUUCACCGGUGUCGCGACCAUCUGUCUCUCCACUUCCUACGGAUUGCCCAUUCUCAUCUCUAUGAUCCGAGGCAGACAGGAUGUGAAGAACUCCUCUUUCUCGCUCGGUCGCUUCGGAUUCGCGAUCAAUGGCAUCACCAUCGCGUGGAUUGUUCUGGCGGUCGCCCUGUUCUGCAUGCCUGUCACGUUGCCCGUCACUCCGGAGUCGAUGAACUAUGCGAGUGUGGUCUUUGCCGCCUUUGCCAGCAUCAGUAUCUUCUGGUACUUUAUCUAUGCACGGAAACACUUCACGGGGCCCCCGGUUAGCGGUGAACAGGCACGCGCCGCCGGGGAUCUGAUGACUGGGACGGCAGUAGAUACCGAAACCGCCAUGGAGAAGGUCAAGAAGAUGUCGAGCGAGUAG
This is a messenger RNA of Penicillium nucicola, 1575 nucleotides long. Its product is annotated as putative GABA permease. The record is from RefSeq and is a predicted model, not a curated record. Gene Ontology annotation, molecular function: transmembrane transporter activity. The transcript has a single exon. Gene Ontology annotation, cellular component: membrane. Bases 1 to 1575 code for a protein of 524 amino acids. Gene Ontology annotation, biological process: transmembrane transport. NCBI's taxonomy places the organism in Eukaryota, Fungi, Ascomycota, Eurotiomycetes, Eurotiales, Aspergillaceae.